This is a messenger RNA of Meira miltonrushii, 1866 nucleotides long. RefSeq lists its product as uncharacterized. Gene Ontology annotation, cellular component: nucleus. Gene Ontology annotation, molecular function: nucleic acid binding; exonuclease activity. The transcript has 4 exons. The record is from RefSeq and is a predicted model, not a curated record. The annotation marks the transcript as partial. NCBI's taxonomy places the organism in Eukaryota, Fungi, Basidiomycota, Exobasidiomycetes, Exobasidiales, Brachybasidiaceae.
AUGUUUCCUACUAAAUCUCUCUUGCAAAAGAUAGAUUGUCCAGAUCAUUUGCAAGGUACUUGCAAUCGUCUCUCUUGUCCGUUUGGUCAUCGAAAAGGCAUACAAAGUAGAUCACCUUCUACUUCCAUCACUCCAAGAAACACAAGCUCGAUAGGUACAGGUAUUAAAGUGACAUCCAAGCCAAAAACAGCAAACAAUACAGGAGCGUCUCCCGUCAUUUCUGGCUCUACUACGAAAGUCAAUGGUGCGCGGAAUGCAUAUGACGCCUCCGCUCGGGCCGCAUUAAUUGAACAAAAACAUUCAAAAUCACAAUCGGAAGUCCAAUCAAUUGGACAUAACAACAACAACAACAAUACACAAAAUAGUGGUACAAACGCCAAUCAAUCAUCCAACUUGCUUAUUGCUCCAACAAUUGCACGCAAUCAUCAUCCUUCUGCUUCAAAAGUUACACUUUCUACUCGUCAAGGUUCAUUAAGAACUUAUUUCACUACUUUCACAAGCCUAUAUGCGCCUUUGGUACCUGCGAUCCCAAAAGGAAAAGAAGGUCAAGCAACAUAUCGAAUCCUCAAACGAUUCGCACAUCAAUUCGCCAGUGAAGAUGCACUGAAUUCGGAAAACAAGGUAUUCAAAACAAGCAAUACCAAUCCGAUGACAUAUCGCAAUAGCAUUCGAACCGAUCUAGUUGGCGUUGUAAGAAGAUCGAAAGAAGAUCAAGCAGCUAUACAAGAAGGACGAAAUUGCAUCGGAAGCUUGGGAAUCGUAGCCCAAAGAAAGAUCGAAAAAGUCAUGUCAGAAGACGGAAAUGAGGAAAAGGCGAAAGAUGUUGUGGAAGAGCUCUUGCAAUCUUCUCCUCUUAUCGGUACAAGUGAAGCUGUCAAAGGCAAAUUGGAAAAGAUUCAAGAUCGAAACGAGGGAUUGCUUACGAUAGAGAAGCUUGAAGAAGCAGAUCUGAUAGCAAAAUACGAGCAAUUACAGGAAUUCGAUUAUCCUUUACCCACAGCCAAAUCUUCCGAAGAUGGUGGAACACAAGUCGAUCGUACUGGAGAAGAAGCAAAAUGCGAACGAUGCGGGGUCAAUUUCAUAGUCAGUCCUUUGGAGCCAGACAGUGAAUUACGCAAGGCAUGCUGCUUUCACUGGGGAAAGAAGAGAUUUGUACGCGAAGGUAAUAAUAUGCGUGGACCUCGUAUUCCACGAUGGACGUGCUGUGAUGCAGGAUCGAAAGUAGGGUGUACGUUGGGACCGCAUGUCUUCAAAGAAGAAGAUUGGAAAACGUUGCAUCGCAGAGAAGCAUUCCUGGCUACAGAGACAGUAUUGGACUCCCAAACCGAAGCAAGCGAUCAAGGAAAGCAUGAUAUUCUGGCUUUUGACUGUGAGUUGAUCUUCACAACAGCAGGAAUGUCAUUGGCACGAAUUACCGUAUUGGAAGAGAGCGGAAAAGUGGUUUUGGAUCGGUUUGUACGUCCAAAGAGUGCCAUCUUGGAUUAUAAUACCCGAUUUUCUGGUAUUCGAGCAUCGGAUAUUCCAGCUGAAGGCACUGGCUCACUAGAAUCGGCAAGGAAGGCGUUAGGCAAUUUAAUGAAACCUGAUACCGUUCUGAUCGGCCACGGACUCGAGAACGAUUUACGUGCGAUUCGUUUAAUUCAUACAAGAAUCGUUGAUAGCGUUUUGCUAUUUCCGCAUCGUAAAGGAUUGCCAUUUCGAAUGAGUUUGCGAGAAUUAGCAUUGGUUCAUCUUAAAAGGCAUAUUCAGACUGGUGAUGAAAUCAGUGGUCACGAUGCAGAAGAGGAUGCCAGGGCGGCUUUGGAUCUGAUUCGAUUGAAGUAUAAACAGUUCAAAGAGAGUCCUUCAAGUGCUUCUAACAGUCAG